AUGCGGCGCAUCAAUCUCCGGCGCGCCGCCGUGAUCUUCGGUCUCCUCUCCCCGAUAUCAGCUAUACUCGUCGCGCCCCAGUCCGACUGCGCCAUCAGCUGUGGAAACGUCCUCGACGCGACCACGCCUCCUGAUAUCGCAUGUGGAGAUAAGAAAUUCGGCAGCGGGGUGGGCCAGACCUUCAAGGCAUGCGUGGAGUGCGAGCUAAAGAGCACGUAUGUCGAUCCGACGGGCCUAUCCGAUUUGACUGCUGCGAUAUAUAACCUGCGCUACGCGGCCGACUACUGCAUCUUCAACGACUCGAAGAUCGCGUCCACGCCAUGCAUCACGGCCUCCGCUUGCGAACCUUUCCUCGACUCCCUAACCUACCAUAACAACAUGGCUCCAUCCGGCGCAACCGACUACGGUUACUGUAAUCACUGGGAUGACACAGACACCUUGAGAUGCCAGAGCUGUAUCGAAGCCCUGGAAGAGGAAGAAUACCUCGUUAAUUUCAUGACCAUCCUCAGCGCAAGCUGCCAGCAGAAACCUGGAAAUGGGGCCCUCAUCGGCGUAGAAGGCGACCCCUUUUCUAGCACGCGAGUGGCAAUCACCAAGCCCUACUCCUCGGCCGAUAUAAUCGCAUCCUCAUUCAACCCGCCCUCCGGCCCCCUCAAUCUGGGCGCCAAAAUCGGUAUCGCCGUGGGUGGCUUCCUCCUCAUCCUCAUCGUCCUCGGGACCUGCAUUGUCUGGCGCGGCCGCCGACGCCGUCGCUCCAUACUCGCCAGCUACGCCGCAUCCCCUGCCAUGGCACAGGCCCCGCGCUGGAAAGGCACGGAUGAUAGCCCCCAGAGCAUGAGCAGCGGCGCCUUCAUGACUAAGGCUUCGAAUUACCAGUGGCCCGCACAGUCCACCGAUGAGAGCCCUGCGAGCGCGGUCAGUAGAGGAGGCGGAGGAGCAGGAGGUCCGUAUGUGAGCCAGCAUACGAGCCCGAGUGGUCCAGCGCCCGGAGAGUUCCCUCACGUCCCCAUACCGGCUCCAUAUAGGAGAGAGAGUAUUGGGAGUUUGCGCCCGCAAGGAGAGUUAAUUGAGAUGAGCCCUCUUGGUGAGAGUGAAAUGGAGAGGUGGGAGAGGGAAGCAGGGGCGGUAGGAUUCGUGCCUGCCCCUGCGCCGACUAGAGGAUGA
Molecule: messenger RNA, 1164 nt
Organism: Pseudogymnoascus destructans
Lineage: Eukaryota; Fungi; Ascomycota; Leotiomycetes; Thelebolales; Thelebolaceae
Exons: 3
Coding region: 1-1164 (387 amino acids)
Source: RefSeq, a predicted model, not a curated record